AUGAAUCCCUUUUUGAACUGGGCUAUUAUGCUCUUCGUCAGUGGCGGUGUCUUUUGGUAUUACAGACUUAGAUCCCCGCCCAACGUAAAAAUUACGCCUUUCAAACCUGCCGCUGAGAAACACGAAAACGGGUUUCUCACCAAAAAGGCGAAGCGGAAAGUAAAGCGAUCGCCAGACAACACCACCAGCAAUGGCAGUCGUACCCCGCCUAUCGUGGAGGUUCCAGAGAUCCGAAAGGUGGUUUCCUCUACUGAAAAUUGGGCUGGUGAUGAGGGAAUGAACAACAAGGAGUUUGCCAAGCAAUUCACCAAGGCGAAAGAAGGCACCAAGCUAGCAUCUGCGGAUGGCAAAGCUAAUAAGAACGAAGUCCGCGCCAAAACUAUCGUUAGCAGUACUGUUGUGCCGGACAACAAGGAUGUGACAGAGUUGUUCACUCGCACGUCAUCCAGCACGGAGGAAGAUGCGGACGAUGACCUCUCUUCCGCAAACUCACCGGUUGUUAACCCAACUGUGCCAGUGGCAGGCAGCGUCUCCGAUAUGCUAGCGCCUGCCCCAGCAGUCAUACCUCCCCUCCGCCUUGUUAAUAUCCCUCAAGUAAAUGAACAGACAACAAUGAAAAAGGAAAAGUCGGAAAAUGUGGGGGAGACAAAGAAACAACGCCAACGAAGGCUUAAGAAUGAAAAUAGAAAGUUGAUGGUAGAAGAAUCGGAAAGAGAGCGUCGUAUUCAACUUGAGAAACACCUCCACACGGCCCGAGAACUUGAACGCCGCGAGGCUGCUAAAUCUAAGCCCACUCCAGCCACCAAUGCAUGGCAAACAAGCGCCAUCAGCAGCCAACCAAAUGGGCAGCCCAAAUCUGCACCUGCGCCAUUGCCCUCACCUCUUCUAGACACGUUCGACUCGACGCCUCAACCCACCUCCAGUCCUUCUGCUACGCCUGAGAGCAUCAAGGCGUCUCCUUAUUUUGAGAGCUGGGCCAACAACUUACCUUCCGAGGAAGAGCAGAUACGUAUUAUAAUGAGUGAAAAUUCGGACUGGGAUCCUUGA
Molecule: messenger RNA, 1047 nt
Organism: Histoplasma mississippiense
Lineage: Eukaryota; Fungi; Ascomycota; Eurotiomycetes; Onygenales; Ajellomycetaceae
Exons: 2
Coding region: 1-1047 (348 amino acids)
Source: RefSeq, a predicted model, not a curated record